CUUGUAUAAUAGCCGGCUAAACCCUCACUUCUGCAUUUUUACUUGCUCACUCACUGACCAACAAGGAAAUCUAUUCACUACUAUACAGAAGCGUCCCUCAAGUCAGUAAUUAUGGUUGUAGCAAAGUCAUGGACACUGGUGAAGCACUUUGAUGGUGCCCCAAAACCUGAAGAUUUCAAGCUGGUUGAAAAGGAGCUUCCAGCACUCAAAGAUGGAGAAUUGUUGUUGGCAUCUGUAUUUUUGAGUGUGGACCCAUACAUGAGGCCAUACAGUGCAAAAAUAAUGAAGGAAGGGGACGUUAUGAUAGGAAGCCAGGUUGGCAGGGUAACGGAGAGCAAAAAUCCUAAUUUCCCAGUGGGAGGAUUCUAUGUUUCAAAUGUUGGAUGGACAACACAUUUCAUAUCCAAUGGCAAAGGACUACUUGCAUUACCCUCCAGCUGGCCUGAAUCUCUGCCUAAAUCGCUGGCACUUGGAGCCGUUGGCAUGCCUGGUCUGACAGCAUACUUUGGCUUGUUGGAAAUCUGCAGUCCCAAGGAAGGAGAAGUGGUUCUUGUUAAUAGCGCUGCUGGUGCUGUAGGUUCUCUAGUGGGACAGAUUGCAAAGAUCAAAGGCUGUAAAGUAGUCGGAUCUGCAGGCUCAGAUGCCAAACUUGAGUUUUUAAAGGAAAUUGGUUUUGAUGAAGCUUUCAACUAUAAAACAGUGGGCUCUUUGGAGGAAGCACUGAAGACAGCAUCUCCAGAAGGCUAUGACUGUUACUUUGAGAAUGUUGGAGGAAAGUUUGCAGAUGUUGCCUUGCAACAAAUGAAAACAUUUGGAAGAAUUGCUGUAUGUGGUACCAUUUCCAUGUACAACAACGCAGUGCCUCCUUCAGGACCUUCCAUGCAGCCAACUAUCCUGUUUAAACAACUCCGAAUGGAAGGGUUCAUUGUGAGUCGCUGGGAGAACCGACGUGAGGAAGGUCAGAAGCAGCUCCUGCAGUGGGUCUUAGAGGGCAAAUUAAAAUAUCAUGAGCACAUCACUAAUGGAUUUGAAAACAUGCCAGCAGGAUUCAUGGGAAUGCUUAAGGGAGAGAACAUUGGAAAAGCGAUUAUCAAAGUGUAGAUUUUCAUUAAUGGAAAAGAAGAAACAUGGUUUUGCUGACUUCUCUGGAGGCCACAUACUUAUCCUCCCUUUCUUACUGGGUCAGUCACUGAAUUACAAAGCAGGUGUCGUAGCACUUCAAAGGCUGCAUGCUUCUGGUAAAGAUGACCUGUGCUGAAAAAUGUGCCUUUAAACACAAAUUGGCAGUGACAUUCACCUUAAUUCUUGCCUAGCAGAUUACAUUCACCAAACAAAACUUAAAAAAAAAAAAUGCAUUAAUAAUAAACAACCUGAACCUCAUAAGUGCCUAAGUUUUGUAUUCAAAUAACUGUCUAAUAAAAGGUCUGUGUUGAUCACAUUGAA
Messenger RNA from Rana temporaria (common frog), 1443 nucleotides. Its product is annotated as prostaglandin reductase 1-like. The record is from RefSeq and is a predicted model, not a curated record. Gene Ontology annotation, cellular component: cytoplasm. The transcript has 10 exons. Gene Ontology annotation, biological process: prostaglandin metabolic process. Bases 112 to 1101 code for a protein of 329 amino acids. NCBI's taxonomy places the organism in Eukaryota, Metazoa, Chordata, Amphibia, Anura, Ranidae. Gene Ontology annotation, molecular function: 2-alkenal reductase [NAD(P)H] activity; 15-oxoprostaglandin 13-reductase [NAD(P)+] activity.